AUGGAUCGAGAUGCUGACUACGGAAAACAAUAUACUCGAGAAAUAGAAAAUUUAAUUCGAUCUAAGUACGCAAAAAAGAUAGACGAUUCAUAUAAACCAAGUGAUUGCACUUGGUAUUUACCUCACUUCGGCGUUCAGAAUCCAAAUAAGCCUGGAAAAUUUCGACUCGUAUUUGACGCUGCAGCAAAAGUGGAUGGAAUCUCAUUAAACGAUCAACUAAUGACUGGGCCGGACUUAGUGACUCCGCUGUUAAGCGUAUUAAUGAGAUUCCGAAUUGAAAAAAUUGCAUUCAAAGGAGACAUUAAAGAAAUGUUUUUGCAGGUGAAGAUCCGCAACGAAGACCAGAACGCUCAGCGAUUUUUGUGGCGAGGGUGGAAUAGAAAAGAAGAACCAUCCACGUAUGUGAUGACGUCCAUGAUAUUCGGAGCAGCGUCAUCGCCUCACAUGGCUCAGUAUAUAAAAAAUAAAAAUGCAAAAGAGCUGGAAGGAAAAUAUCCGGAAGCGGUAAAGGCCAUUAUAAAAAACCAUUAUGUGGAUGAUUAUCUGGAUUGUGUCGAAGAUGAAGAAAAGGCCAUUGAAAGGAUAAAUCAAGUAACCACAAUACAUAAAAAUGGAGGAUUCGAGAUAAGAAACUGGGCAUGCAACAGCGACAAGGUAUUGGCUACAAUGGGAACUACGGCUCCAACGAAAGGAUCGAUCAACCUGGUAAUGCUUGAUGAGAACACACAUAAAACUCUUGGCCUGAUAUGGGACCCACGAGAAGAUAUGAUAACCUUUGAUCUAAGCUUUAAAAGAAUAGCAGGGAAUAUAUUGGAUGGAUCGGAAAUACCAACGAAGCGUCAAAUGUUACAGACUAUUAUGUCUGUCUACGAUCCGUUGGGAAUGUUGAGCCCAUACCACGUUAAAGCUAAAAUUCUACUCCAAAACGUAUGGAGAAGUGGGAUCGAUUGGGACGAAAGAUUAAAAAUACCAGAAUUCGAAAAAUGGAAACUAUGGAUAAACGAUAUAGAAGGAGUCAAAAAGGCGAAAAUACCAAGGUGUUAUAGAAUGAGGCGUGAGAAACCCGAGAGAUUAGAGCUACAUACAUUUAGUGAUGCUAGCGAACAAGCUUACUCGGCUGUCGUAUAUUGGAGAAUGGUCUAUCCGGAUGGGAACGUAGAAGUAUCAUACGUAGUAGGUAAAAGCCGAGUAUCGCCCCUAAAACCAAUAUCCAUACCGAGAAUGGAACUACAAGGUGCUCUGAUAGGCAGUAGAUUGGCUGACUUCGUAACUCGAGAACUUGAGAUGAAAAUCGAUGAACGUUAUUUUUGGACAGACUCUAGGAAUGUACUAUCUUGGAUAAAUGCAGAUCCUCACAAAUAUCAAGCAUUCGUUGCCCACCGUCUCGGUGAAAUUAGUGAAAUAACGAGCCCACAUGAGUGGAGGUGGGUAAGCACGAGAGACAAUCCGGCGGAUGUAGCCACUAGAGAUCGUGGAAAAAUAGAAGUACAAUUGUCGAAAUGGUUACAAGGAGCUGAAUUCCUAAAAAAAACGAGUGACAAUUGGCCACCAUUUACUACAACAAAGGAGAUAAGCGUCGAAAGGAAGAUUACUUGUCUAAACGUAACGAGAACACAAAAAGAAUUCGAAUUACCAGAUAUAAAUCGGUUUUCGAAAUGGUUACGAUUAAUUCGAUGUACCGCAUGGGUAUAUGUGGGGAAGAAGAUAUGGAUUGAAAGAACGAAAAUGAAGCCAACUGCAGAAAAUAUAGAACAAGCAGAAAAUCAAUGGAUUCAGAAAACUCAGUACGAUUCCUUCGAAAAGGAACUCGAAGCCAUUAAAGCCGGUCGUCCGAUCCAGAAAGACAGUCGAUUAUGCAAGCUGCCACUGAUUAUUGAUAAGGAUAUACUAAAAAUUGAUAGCAGAAUAGGAUUAGCAAACAACAUCAACCAAAAUAUGAAAAAUCCUGUUAUUAUAGAUGGAAAACAUAGAUUCGCCAAGUUGUUAAUCCUACAUUGGCACGAGAAACUGCAUCAUGGAUUUACGGAGGCCGUUAUCAACGAACUGCGUCAACGGUACUGGAUCCUGAAUAUCAGGCCUACUGUAAAAAAGUAA
Leptopilina heterotoma is the source of this 2094-nucleotide messenger RNA. RefSeq lists its product as uncharacterized. The record is from RefSeq and is a predicted model, not a curated record. Lineage: Eukaryota; Metazoa; Arthropoda; Insecta; Hymenoptera; Figitidae. Bases 1 to 2094 code for a protein of 697 amino acids. The transcript has a single exon.